AUGCGCCGCUUGAGUCUGUCCGGGGCUCAAUGGCAUCGUCAUGGUGUUCAUAAGAGUCGCCUUUGCUCCGGUUUCCCUCCCAAUCCUCAUCUGCGAAGGCAGUUCUCUUCGACAAUAAACCCCCUCUCAAAUGAAAAUGGUCGCAACAACGAACCUAAAGCUUCAAUACGAUGGUUUGAGCAGCCUACCCUCUCGAGCAAAGAGAAGAUUGAGGUAUACCCUGAGAAGGAAGAACAAGCCGAGCAAGAGGUUAUUUGGGCCAAAAUCAGGGAACUACAAGAGGAACUAAAGGAGAUAAAGCAAGGCCCGUUUGGACCCAACAGCCCAUUGAUGAAACAGCUGUCGGAAAACCAAAGACAAAUAGUACGUAACGCGGUCCGCAAAUACGAAGAAGAACAUGCAGAGGAGGAGGCAAAGGAUAAUAAGGAUUAUCAAGAUUUUUUUGGCGCCCUCGAAGAAAUUAUUGCGGAGGAGACUCAAGACUUGGAGACGCGCAAAUCAGCUGAAUGGAAUCCGAAGGAGAUGCUGGCACCGGCUAAAACCCCUCCUAAAGAGUCGUUCGAAGUUGAAUUAAAAGUCCCGGAUACAGCUCAAAUGCACGUUAACCGGUUCAAUCAAAAUUUAAAGCUUCUGAUUAAGGACCCAACAAGGGCCCAUAGGCAAGAGUUGUGGAGGUCAUAUCAACGAUGUAGAGCAACAAUACCAGCCUUCAUUGACUUAUUACCGGAAGAGACCUUGACCAUAAUGUGGAACUCUCAAAGCCAGAGCGCCAGCCCCCAAACUCCGCUCUUGGGACAUUGGGAGGAUUUGGCAGAGGACAUACUUUCGAAUGGUCGGGACUUAACUCAAUCUCAAUGGCUGCAGUAUAUUACUCUUCUUCUUGAAAGUGGACAGUCAAAUAAAGCUUUUUCACUGUGGAAAACUCGCGAGAAGCACUUGAACUAUGCAGCUGGCACAGAGGUUGAGCAGUUUUGGAACCUAGGGGUUCAGAUACUCAUAGCUAAUGGGGAAUUGGAACGCGCGCAGGAUAUUGCGAUGGCAUUUCUUGCGGACGACAAAUCUCGCCCCCCUCGGAUUUUAAUACCCAUCAUAAUUGCCUGGGCUAAAAUUCCAGGAAAUACGAACGGUGCCCGGGCUUGGACUUUGUAUCUACGGCUCAAAACGAUGUUAGGGACUGACAUAAUCAUGACAGAUUAUGAUUCCAUAAGUAUUGGCUUUCUCAAAGCUGGCAGAGUUGACAUGGCUGUUGCGGUCUUCAAAGAUAUGAUGCUCACUGGACAAACCACUACAUCCGACUCAACUUCUCUUUAUAACGCCUCCCUGGGUCUGGUUGGAAAUCUACAAGCUUCCAGCAUCACAGAAGCUGACGUGAAUAAAGUAUCUCUCUCCGCGUUGACGAUAAUGCCCCGAAAGUUCCAGAAUAAGUUCUUUUAUGCUAGUUGGUUGAAGAAGUUAAUUGGCAUGGGAGAGGUUGAUUCCGCCGUUGCGGUCGUUCAAUUGAUGUACGAACGAGGUAUUAAGCCAGAUGCAAGACAUUUAAACGGGGUCAUUGGCGGCUGGCUCCGAAAAGACAACCCUUCUGGCCGAGAAAAGGCUGAGAAGCUCGGAUGGGCGAUGAUUCAGGAACGGAUUGACCAUGUUUGGUCCCGGCAGAAGAACCCGUCUCCUGGGUCGAUUAAGCCAUCUGUCUAUGAUGCUGGGAAUGGAACCCGUUUACCGACAUAUGAAAACCAGACUGUUCCCCCGGCAAGCAUCGAGACAUUUUCUCUCCUGUUACUCUAUUAUACCCGACGCGGACAAGACCGCAUGGCUAACUACGUCAUUGAAUGCCUCGAGAAAGCCCAAAUGCGACCUAAUGCAUUCUUCAUGAAUCACCUCCUCUACGCAGAGUUACGCAAACAUGACGUCCUUGGCGUCUGGACUCGCUACCAGCAAAUGUCUGCCACCGUUCACCCAGACUUGGAAACAUUCGCCUGUCUCUGGGACUGCGGUAAAAUCCAAUAUGACCGCGCCCGACGACCAUUCGACGCCAACUUCCCCACCGCUCGAGUUCUCUUCCGAGAGAUGAUGGAUUGGUACUUCAGCCUAACACCACGCAACCAAACCAACGUCCGCCAACUCUUCUCAAAAGAUCUCUACGACCAAAUUCUCCGCUGCUUCUCCUUCUCCCUUGACCCUCAAGGUACGAUCGUCGCCCUGCAUUCCCUGCGGCAUGCUUUCGGCUACAUCCCAGACGUAGUCACAGGCCGCAUCCUAAUGUUUGAAGUCGUCCGCCUCCUCCCUCCCCUUCCCAAGGCAGAUAACAGUAAGAAGGCCCGCCGCCAACGUCGUCGCAUAUCUAUAAAUCCGCGAAGUAAAGAAACCCUUCAACAUGUGUCUAAAUUGUUAGAAACGCUUCGUGAUAGGAGAGAAACCCAAUUGGCUAAGCAAGGGCUACUAAUCGAGGAUCUGGACACGAAGGCGCGGAAGGACCAUGAGGUCAAUCUGUAUACAGAUCUGCUGCGAGUUGUACUGAGCCGUUUGGCGGAGAAUCCUCGUAAGAUCGAGGAUAAGAUCUGCAAGGCAGCUACAGAGAUGGGGGAGAGUGAAGAGCUGUAUCUGGGGGAACCGGUGCCAGAAGAGUUGUUGCAGUGA
Molecule: messenger RNA, 2634 nt
Organism: Paracoccidioides brasiliensis Pb18
Exons: 1
Coding region: 1-2634 (877 amino acids)
Molecular function (GO): protein binding
Source: RefSeq, a predicted model, not a curated record